AUCAAAGACCAACAAGUCAACUUCAUACCAACACCACCGUUUGCUUAUCGCUUGAGAGGAUACUAUACAAUUGCCAGGGAAUGCUUGAUCUUCAUCCGUUCACGUUGCUCGUGCUUGUUUUGGUGGUGCUUGUUUUAAAGAACAGCAUCAAUGCUGUUGGGAAAUCGAGGGUGCAAGAUUUCGGAUGGACGAUCUAUACUUGGAUUGCACCCAAGUUGGGACAUAAACAGUUUCUAGAGUUGAAGGGAAAGAGAAGUGAAUUGGCCAGGGUUGGUAAAGAAAAGAAAUCCAUCAGUGCCCAGGAUGAAUAUGCCAGAUGGACCAAAUUGAAUCGUCAAUUUGAUAAAUUGAAUGGCGAGAUCAGUCAAUUGACUGAGUCGAUUUCUGCUAAUAAGACCAGUAUUUCCAAUGUGAUUGGCUGGGCCAUAACCAUCUUCACGUCGUUGCCAAUUUGGUUCUGUAGGGCUUGGUUUAGAAAGUCGGUGUUAUUCUACUUACCAGUUGGGGUCUUACCCCAUUAUUUGGAAUGGUUCCUUGCAUUACCAUUCUUUCCUACUGGUAGUAUCGGAUUGACUGCUUGGAUGUUUGCUUUGAACCAUGUCAUUGGCUCAGUGAUUUUAUUGGUUUCUUUUCCUUUUGAAAAACCGGUUGAUAAACCAGUUAAACCAGAACCUACUGAGUCAUCUACUGAAAAGACCCCUACAAAAGAUCAGACAGUUCCUGAAGUUACUGCUGAAAAAAUUUAGUUAAUGUACAUUAUUAUUACAU
This is a messenger RNA of Hyphopichia burtonii NRRL Y-1933, 768 nucleotides long. Its product is annotated as GET complex subunit. Lineage: Eukaryota; Fungi; Ascomycota; Pichiomycetes; Serinales; Debaryomycetaceae. Gene Ontology annotation, cellular component: GET complex. The record is from RefSeq and is a predicted model, not a curated record. The transcript has a single exon. Gene Ontology annotation, biological process: tail-anchored membrane protein insertion into ER membrane. Bases 81 to 746 code for a protein of 221 amino acids.